Diachasmimorpha longicaudata is the source of this 2641-nucleotide messenger RNA. RefSeq lists its product as uncharacterized. Gene Ontology annotation, molecular function: RNA binding; RNA helicase activity; ATP binding. Gene Ontology annotation, cellular component: nucleus; cytoplasm; ribonucleoprotein complex. Lineage: Eukaryota; Metazoa; Arthropoda; Insecta; Hymenoptera; Braconidae. The coding region runs from base 307 to 2088 and encodes 593 amino acids. The record is from RefSeq and is a predicted model, not a curated record. The transcript is spliced from 5 exons.
GGAAGUUCACUUGUCAGUUCUUCGGCCGGCGGGAGUUGCCGGUAACGUCCAAAACAUCGUUGGCACCCGCGAUUCGUCAAUCGUGUUGAACAUCAUCGAGAGCUCAACGACGAGUCGCCCUUUAUGCGUAAAAGUUCCCUCUCAUCCCUUUGAGAAUUGUAAAAAGUUGAUUUGUUGAAAAUCUGUGAUUAAUUUCUCAUCAACAGUGCGCCGAUAGCUACUAUCGAUUGAUUCUCGGGUAGUUGCGUACAGAGAGCUGGAAACUGUUGCCAAGUGCUUGAAUUAUUCAUCGAAAAUCGUUAAACGAUGUACCACCACGAGAGGGAUCAUGGACGAGGAGGACGAGGCGGAGGAAACCAGAGAGGCCCUCGUGACAUGAAAUACGAGGGUAAACACGAUAAUCCCAGAUUCGGGGGAAACAGGGGGGGAAUGAGAGGUAAACAGCCUGGUAGUGCCUUGAAGAAGUUACAGUGGGAUGUCAGGUCUCUCCAGCCCAUCAAGAAGGACUUUUAUGUGGAGCAUCCAGCAGUCAAACACAGGUCUCCCGAAGAAGUCAACAAGUUUCGACAAGCAAAUGAGAUCACGGUGAUGGGUAAAGAAGUGCCAAAUCCCAUUCAGCAUUUCGAGGAGGGUAAUUUUCCACCCUACGUCAUGCAGGGGAUCAAGAGACAGGGGUACAUUCAUCCCACUGCCAUUCAGGCUCAAGGAUGGCCUGUUGCACUCAGUGGCAAGGAUCUUGUUGCUAUUGCUCAGACAGGCUCGGGGAAAACCCUUGGAUAUAUCCUCCCUGCAAUCGUUCACCUCAUCAACCAACCCCGGCCAGGUCCAGGGGAAGGUCCAGUGGCACUUAUCCUUGCACCCACCCGAGAGCUAGCACAACAGAUCCAAGAAGUUGCCAAUUACUUCGGUGAGACAGCAUCAGUCAGGAAUACUUGUAUCUUCGGUGGAGCACCGAAAGGGCCUCAGGCCCAAGACCUCGAGCGGGGUGUGGAAAUUUGCAUUGCGACUCCAGGUCGUUUGAUAGACUUCCUCGAGAAAGGCACAACAAAUCUGCAACGCUGCACAUAUUUAGUUCUGGAUGAGGCUGACAGAAUGUUGGAUAUGGGAUUUGAGCCGCAGAUUCGCAAGAUUAUCGAGCAGAUUCGUCCGGAUCGGCAGAUACUCAUGUGGUCUGCCACGUGGCCGAAGGAGGUUCGAUCACUGGCUGAAGACUUUCUGAAUAAUUAUACACAGUUGAAUAUUGGGUCACUAUCGCUAUCAGCUAAUCACAACAUCAUUCAGAUCGUCGACGUCUGCCAGGAGUUCGAGAAAGAUUUCAAGUUACAGAGACUCCUGCAGGAAAUUGGAACUGAGAAGGAGAACAAAACCAUUAUAUUCGUUGAGACCAAGAGGAAAGUUGAUGAUAUCACGAGGAAUAUUAGACGCGAUGGGUGGCAGGCUUUGAGUAUCCAUGGGGACAAAAAUCAGCAGGAGAGGGAUCAUGUUUUGCAGGAGUUCAGGAGUGGGAGGACACCAAUUCUGGUUGCCACUGAUGUUGCUGCUAGGGGUUUAGAUGUUGAUGAUGUUAAGUACGUCAUUAACUUCGAUUUCCCAUCGUCCUCCGAGGAUUACAUUCACAGAAUUGGGAGGACUGGGCGUCGAAGACAGACAGGAACAGCUUAUGCAUUUUUUACAACUCAGAAUAUGAAGCAUGCAGGGGAUUUGAUCGAGGUUCUCAGAGAGGCUGGACAGACCAUUAAUCCAAGACUGAGUGAAAUGGCCGAGAUGGCCAAAUCUGGUGGUUUCGCACGAGGUCCAAAACGUUUCAAUUCGUCUGCAAAUGGUGCAGAACGUCCAGCGAAACGCCCAGCUCCUAAUGACUCCAGAAUACAAGGAAAUAGCAAUCGACCUCGACCAGGUCCUGCUCGUGGUGGCAUGCCCUAUCACUCAAACAUGAAGCCAUAUCCUCCAUCAAAUUAUCCAGUGAAAUCUGCAGGGGGACACAAUCCUGGUUACGGAUACAAUCCCCAGAGAAAUUACAUGCAGAGCAAUAAUAUCCAGGGUUACAAUGGAGGAGGCAAUUUUUAUGGAAAUAAUUCACAGUAUUGAUGUGGAGUGUCGAGACUUCUACCUAUUUCUUACAUUUCGAAAAUGAACGUUGUAUCUUUAUUCGGUAUGUGAGGAGUGUUGCUCGUAGAUUCGAUGCACAAUUCCUGUUGAAUCUAUAAGUUAUUGAUUGAAUAUUAUUUCUUUCUUCAUUAUCACCGUCUUACGUAUGUGAUCUCAAGGAUAAUUUCAGUAUUUUUUAGUUCAAACAGAGUUAGGAAUAGAUGUGUGGAGCUAUCGUUUAGUGAGCGACCAGAAGCAUUUGCUAGUCAUUCUAUUGAUUUACGACGUCACUUGUUGAUUGAAAAGAGUUUAAAUUAAUUCGUAAAUUGUCAUUUUUAUUUUCUCCAAAUACGAAUUAAACACUUCUGUGAUUUCAGUAUAUAGACUAUUCAGUUUGUUAAACAAACUAUAAAGGCUCAAUUGUAUGACAAAAUAUGGAAAAUUGAGGUUGUCUGUAGAUUUGAUUAAUUUACUCAUGAAUAAAAAUACUUGGAAAAUUAAAUACUAUUGCUUUAUUAUUGUUCAAUUGGAAAUUAAAAUUUAUAUGAAUCAA